Molecule: messenger RNA, 7141 nt
Organism: Hirundo rustica (Barn swallow)
Lineage: Eukaryota; Metazoa; Chordata; Aves; Passeriformes; Hirundinidae
Gene: PSPC1
Product: paraspeckle component 1
Exons: 9
Coding region: 109-1692 (527 amino acids)
Biological process (GO): regulation of DNA-templated transcription
Cellular component (GO): nucleus
Molecular function (GO): RNA binding
Source: RefSeq, a predicted model, not a curated record
GCCGGGGUUGGCGGCGGCGCCAUUUUGAACUGGCUGAGGGUCGGAGGCGGCGGCUGCCCGGCAGGGUUCCGCGUCCCCCGAGGGAGAACCCGCGAGGAAGGAGCGGAUAUGGCCGCGAAUAGGAACUUGAAGCAAGUGCGGAUCGAAAACAGCUCCCCGGCGGCGCCGCUGGGCAUGGUGGGGGGUGGCGGCGGCGGCAACCUGAAAGGAUUGCGCGGCCUAGAAGCGGAGAGUGAGGCGGCGGCGGCCAUGGCUCUGGCGCCGAGCAAAGAAGGUGGCAGAGAUGAGGAGCAGGAGGUUGGGUUCACCAUCGAUAUCAAGAGCUUUCUCAAACCCGGCGAGAAGAGCUACACGCAGCGUUGCCGGCUGUUCGUGGGGAAUCUGCCUACUGAUAUCACCGAGGAGGAUUUCAAGCGCCUUUUCGAGCGCUACGGGGAGCCCAGCGAGGUUUUCAUCAAUCGGGACCGUGGCUUCGGCUUCAUCCGGCUGGAAUCUAGGACCCUGGCUGAAAUAGCAAAGGCAGAACUUGAUGGUACUAUUUUGAAGAGCAGACCACUUCGAAUUCGAUUUGCUACCCAUGGAGCUGCCUUAACUGUGAAGAAUCUGUCGCCUGUGGUUUCCAAUGAGCUGCUGGAACAGGCAUUCUCGCAAUUCGGGCCAGUGGAAAGAGCGGUUGUUGUAGUAGAUGAUCGUGGCAGAGCUACAGGGAAAGGUUUUGUAGAGUUUGCAGCAAAACCUCCAGCACGGAAAGCUCUAGAAAGAUGCAGUGACGGGGCAUUCUUGCUUACAACAACACCUCGACCUGUUGUUGUAGAACCAAUGGAGCAAUUUGAUGAUGAGGAUGGACUCCCUGAGAAGCUAAUGCAAAAAACACAACAGUACCACAAGGAAAGAGAGCAGCCUCCACGCUUUGCUCAGCCUGGAACAUUUGAGUUUGAGUACGCUUCACGGUGGAAGGCUCUUGAUGAGAUGGAAAAGCAGCAGCGUGAACAGGUUGACAGAAACAUUAGAGAAGCCAAAGAGAAACUUGAGGCAGAAAUGGAAGCAGCUAGACAUGAGCAUCAGCUAAUGCUGAUGAGGCAAGAUCUCAUGCGUCGUCAGGAAGAAUUGAGGCGCUUGGAAGAACUUCGAAACCAAGAACUUCAAAAACGCAAGCAGAUACAGUUGAGACACGAAGAAGAACACAGACGUCGUGAAGAAGAGAUGCUGCGCCAGAGGGAACAAGAGGAGUUACGACGACAGCAGGAGGGAGGAUUUAAGCCAAAUUUCAUGGACAAUAGAGAACAGGAAAUGAGAAUGGGUGAUAUGGGUCCUCGUGGAGCAAUAAACAUGGGAGAUGCGUUUAGCCCAGCACCUGCUGGUAACCAAGGCCCUCCUCCAAUGAUGGGUAUGAAUAUGAACAACAGAGGAACUUUACCUGGCCCUGCAAUGGGUCCUGGUCCUUCCAUGGGACCAGAAGGAGCUGCAAAUAUGGGAACACCAAUGAUGCCAGAUAAUGGAACAGUGCAUAAUGAGAGAUUCCCUCAAGGAGGUCCAUCCCAGAUGGGUUCACCUCUGGUUAGUAGAACGGGCUCUGAAACUCCUCAGCCGCCAAUGAGUGGUGUAGGUGCCGUGAGUGGUGGACCUGGUGGCUUUGGUAGAGGAAACCCAGGGGGCAACUUUGAAGGACCUAACAAGCGUCGCAGAUACUAAAUCUUAAUUCAUUCCUUACUGUUUUAGAAAUUCCAGUAAAAUUAUACGGUGAUAUGCCUUUAUAAUUUUAGCUGUUAUCUGGAAACGGUUUUAUUGUUAUUGUAGUCUUUAAAACAGUUUAUUUUGUAAAACUUUUUUUGUAUUCAGUCAUAGGCUUUGUAGUAUAGAGCAGAAAUGAUGCGGAUCAUUAUGUAAGGCAAUGUGUUUGUGACUCUAGCAAAAUACAAUGUGUGACUAUGCUGUAAAACGUGCAGUUAUCUGAUUACAAUAAAAAAAAUCACUGGAAAGGAUUUUGGGAAUGUUAUUACUAAUACUGAGUAAGAAUAAUUUCAUGCUUAAUUUUAAGUGGCAUAAUUUUCAUUUUUACGUAGUUUCUACUAUGCGUCAAGGACGUUCCAUUCUUAAUAGUGAGUGUUUAGCUAAACUGCAUGGUGCAGUACAUACUAUGAAAAACUUAAAACACAACUGCUUUUGUUUUGACUUUCAAAGAGCAUAAAAUUUUAUACAAAGUGUUCUCAAAGAUACUGUGUCCUUGCAUCUCAGUCCGCCAUUGCAAACUUAGUCGCAGUAAGAGGUUAUCAACAGAGGUUAUCUAUUAGACAAAUUAUUAGAAAAUUUAACUUGGAGAGGAAAAAACAACUUUGAAAAGAAAUCUCUUUUUAUGCUUUAUUCAUAACAGUAUGCUUGAAUUUACCUAAACCAUGUAUAUAGAGGAGAAAAUUGGUUGUGACAUCUGUGUGUUCUGGUGGUUAAAGUAUCUCUAUUGCAAGAAAGGAAACAUUUCUGCACGCUGGUCGAAAGCUUUCUGCUGUGUUUGCACAUCAUUAUUAAUAACUACAUUUUCCCCAGUGGAUGGUUAGAAUAAAAACAUGUCUGUUAUCAAUGAGUAACUGUUUAAUUAAGAAGCAAAUACAUGUUUUCCAGCAAAAGUAAGUGUUCGCUUAUAGUUUAGUAAUAUGCAUUUAGGAUUGCACAUGAGUAUUCGUAUACUAUUUGAAUAGUAGAUGAAUUCUUCAAAAUUCGUAUACUAUUUGAAUAGUAGAUGAAUUCUUCAAAAAAGCAGAAGUACUUCAGAAAAGGAGAAUUCCUAAUAAAUUUUUCACAGAACAAGGAACUUGAAAAACGCCUAUUACAUCACAACUCAGGGUAGAUUUGCUGACUGAGUUUUAAAAUAAAACUAAUAGUAAAGCUGCUAGGAAGCUUGUUAUGAUUCUGUUUUGUCAGUCUUGGAAGAUGGAUGGAAAAGACCUAUUGGUUCUAUUCCUGUAAUGGCGAAUAAGUAGGGUUAUUGGUUGAUUACUACUACUCUUUUUCCUGUGCAAAGUAGCUGUAAAAUAGUGCUGUUCUUUUUUAUCAGUUUACUCACAUUUUCAGAGGUAGACAUUACUAAAUUUUAUCUGCAUGAAUUGGGUUACUAAAUUGGUUAAAAACUGAUUUGAAAUAACCUGGUGCCCUAAUACCAUCCAAAUGGUAUAUACAUAGCGUGGGAUGCAAGCUGCAGAGAGGGCUUGUGUGUGUUACUUGUUAAUGUAGCGGUGAUAUUGGUGGAUUGAAUAUUGAACAAAUGGUUAACAAGAAGUCAUCAUUGCUGGCAUUUUGAAAAUACACUGUUACUUCAGUUGCCAGUGUUGUAUGGCUUAAGUUACUGUUUUCAAACAAUUCGGGAGCUACCUUAGUGUAACAAAGUCUGUAGAUCCUCACUCCUGGCAUCUGUACCAGCUAAGCAUUUUGCUUUAGAUUGUCUUUAAUGUUGCCAUUUUUUUGGUUGACUUGAUACAUGCCACACUUUGUAAUACAAUAUGAGUUACCUUUUAGUGUCUGAGAUACUCUUUCCCUGGUAUAUGUAUCAUAUUGUAGCACUCAUUCUUAAGAUAAACCUCAACCAAACUGCAAAUGGUUUUACUUUACAGUGGUCCUAAAUCUCAAGAUUUGGGAAAAUUACUGGGUUUUCAUAUAUGUUUGCAUAUGGCAACUACUUAAGCUCUCUGCUCUAGUGUCCUUUAUUCAGUUAAAAAUACAGUUUACAUUGGUAGGUUGUCUAGUAAGGUGUCUAAAUAUGAGAUUACUUUUUUCCUCAUCUUUUCUGCCCUUGUACAUGACUUUUUUGUGCAUGACUUCUCAACUGUAAAGCUGUACGGUGCACAUUUUAAAUACAAAUUCAACUAGGUUCAAAAUGUUGGUUCAUUUUCUUCAAAGGAAAAGGCUGUGUUGUUCAGGCUUUUUAGCUAGCUCCUGUAUAUUUGUUAUGUAAACACUCCUCCUUGUAGUAUCUGAGUAUGUUUCAAAGGAACAUUAAAUAUACUGAAUCUGCAAAAGUAGUUCAUACUUCUCAUGCCAGCUUCAUGCUAUUUUAAGUGCAUGCUUGCACUGUGGUUUUGGUAGCGAGUGGAGGUAUGUAUGUAUUUGAAAGUUAUUAUAAGUUUUAUUUAACCUUAGUGAUUGACAUUCCACUGUGACCUGCUCUUCCUGUAAACAUCUGAUUUGGAUUGCUCUGCUGCAUGGGAGCAGUGGAUUUGUCAGCUGUCCUUACUGCAGAAAAUAAUUUAAUCUAUUUUUAAAUAUUCAUGAAUCAAGUCCCAACAAAUACUGAAAUGCAUUUUUGGGUAGAUUGUAAAGAGUUAAUGAAGACUGCCUUUUGUAGCUGAUGACACGCUGCUAAGUUCAGCUCUUAAAAGUUUUCUCUGGGCUGUCUGGCUCAACUCUAAAGGCAGUGCUUGUUAUUUUGCCAAAUGUGGUAGUAACUGAUCCUAGCUAUAAAAUAAACACCUAAUUUUGAUAAAAAAGGAAUUGUCUCAAAUUGUUUCCUAAAAAGGUGUAGAUGUGGCCAGCCAGUGUUUUUGCAUGAAGGUUCUGCCCUUCUGCUAAAGCAGUUAAUUUUUCUUGUUCCUCAUCUUGUUGAUCAGUUUAUCUUUUUUUUUUUUGUGUACUUAUGUACUCAAGUUUUUAUCUACAUUUGCACUGUUUGACUGGAAAGCACAGUGAAGUCCUGACUCUCUGCUAUAUGGUAUGCUAAAACAAAUAGGCUUGGAAUAUAUGUGAAACUGCCAACUACAGUGCACUUACUUUUGUAAUGUACUUACUGGAAUUUUCAUUAUUCCUGAAGUUUCAUAUUCCUAAACUGCCUAAUUUUUCUGUGAGAUACAGUUUGGUACUUAAAGAUAACAAAGCUUUACUAUUCCAUUUCUGACCAAUGUGCUCAUUAGAUAAAGCACGUUGGUAUCUUGGGAAACUUAGUGGCAAUCCUAAUAUACUGUACUGUACUUAUUUCCUAAGAAAAUCACAAACUACUGUGGAUUACCUAGAAAGAAAAUUCCUGACAUGAAGCUGUUUUACUUAUUGUCUGUGGUUUUUUUAUGCAGUUGUACAUAAAGAUAUAAUAAGCUGGAGAUUCCUACAAGAAUGAAAUUUGAAAUAGAUGUCAAGAAGACAGUAUGAACUAAGUACUGCAUUAAUUUAAUUUUAAGCAUAAUCCAGUAGGGUUUUAUUGUAUGCAUUCUUUGAGGAGUACUCUGAUCUAAAGUAUGCUGCCACAUUUUAAAAUGUUCUACCAAAUUCAUUUCCCUUUUUUCCACUCUUUAUUUCAGAUAUAGAAUAAUUUGUAAUUACAAAUUCUUUGAAGGGUACUGAACGCACAGUGGCACUUAUGAACUAUGUGUUGUUAAACAGUUGCAAUCUACCUUGAGAUAACUUGGCUCAAAAAUGCUAAAAUAACUAAUCUAAAGGCAGAUUCUCAAGUGAAACCCAAAACCCUGUAAGCCUUUUGGAGGGAGAAAAUAUGCUUGGAGAUAAAUGUUCAGAAGUUAACUGGUGUACUCUAGUGGCAUGAAAUUAAUUUUACUUAAGUAUGUUGUAGAAACAAUUUUUUUUUUGCAUAAUUCCUAAUUUAUCUAUUUUUUAUAAGAAGUUGGGUCAUGAUUUUUCCCUUCAUAAGCCAACCUAAAGCAUAAUUGAACUCCUAAAAUAGCACAGAAGGCAGGGUAGCAAUCUGUGUUGGACCACAAAUGUGAAGGGGUUCUAAAUCCCAUUCCUGGGACUUGAAGUGCCUAUCCAUGGGUAGUUUUAGAGUCUGCCUGCAGCAUCUGUUGUUAGCUUGUGCUUGUGGCCAAGAGUGGGGGGCUUCAGAGAGCACGUACUUCCAGUGCAAAUUGUCUUCUCAGGACCCCCAAGUUAUUAAUAUGCCGCUGUGCUGGUUUUAAGAUGCUCAUCUUGGAGUUUGGUGCUUUCCUUGGCUGUUGGCUCCUAGCAUGAGGGAUUAUCAGUCCAAACUUUCCUGAUUUAUGAGUGGUAAGAAGGGAGUGAAUGUAGCCUGUGGGAAAUGCAGAGGUUGGGCAUUACUGCUUUAGAUUGUUGGCUCUUCAGUGAUAGUUGGGUGGCAAAUGUAGAACUGUAGUAACCUGAAGGCAUUUGCUUUCUUAAAAAUUCACUUACUGAAAUGUAAGAAUUUAUUGUAGUAACAAUAAGAGGAUUGACUAAAGCUUGUAAUACCUAAUGUUAGGUAUAAUUUUUCCCAUUGGUUUAUUUUUGUUACCUUUUGUUACCUUUCCAGAUAUACUGUAAAGUAAUUUGAGCAUUCUCACCAGUUUAAUGUGUUUUGUUAAUAGUUUGGGGUGUUUUCCCAUAAAGUAUUUUAAAAAUCAUAGCUGUUGGCAUUUCAGGAGUGUUUUCACAGUAAUCCAUGAAAUACUGAAGCUAGUUAUAAAAUUGUCUAAAAUGUUACUUGUAGAAUAAAUAAACGGAACGUGAAAUUUUCAUGAAAAGAGUACUUUUUAUGUUUUUAAAUGCAUGGAAACAAACCGUCAAUGUGUUAAUUUUCAGUGGGAUAGAUUUAAUAGGUCUUUUCCAUCUUGAACUUCCUUAAGAUACUCUGAAAGUUAAUAUAAUUUAAAUUUGGAGGAAUCCUUAUUAAUGACCUCAGCCUGACUUUCAAAAGCAGGGCGAGAAGUUUCUUCUGUUCCUUCUGUUUGGAAGAGCAGCUCUUUUUUCCUAAUUAAAGGAGCUAUUUGGAAAACCAUUCAGAGAUAAGCACAGAAUACUUAAAACUAUUUAAAACCUCCUCUGCUCUAAUGUAAUUAUUUUUAUACACACAAAUCACAUUAAAAAAAAAGCAACUUUGUAAAUGUGGGUAAAAACUCAAGUGAUUUGUACGUGGUCCCUUGAGUGGAGAAUAAAAUGCUCAUAAUAAGAGGUAUGAGAUUCAAGAGGAACUGAAUUGUAUUAUUUACAUACACAUGUGGAUAAGAUUUUUCCAUUUGGUUGGGUGAAUGAUUUGUCUAGAGCUUCCAUUGUUCCUAGAUUUAGUAGUGUGCUUUUAUGUCUCAAUUUUUGUAGAGUAAAGCAUAGCUGUAUAAUUUGGUUGAAUUUACAUGCUAAUUGUAUGCGGGACGUUAAGUGCUUGACUUGAAAGAAUUGCAGUGAGAAUAAAGAUACUCUUCUUGACUUUAAGUAAAAA